Molecule: messenger RNA, 1170 nt
Organism: Pyrenophora tritici-repentis Pt-1C-BFP
Lineage: Eukaryota; Fungi; Ascomycota; Dothideomycetes; Pleosporales; Pleosporaceae
Source: RefSeq, a predicted model, not a curated record
AUGCAGAAGCGCGCGCUAGCUCAGGCUCGUGAAGCAGAACUCAAGGCGAAAGAAGCAGAGGCAAAAGCAGUAGCGAACAUGAAGCUCAAGGAGGAAGCAGCAAGGGCAAAAAGUCUCUUCCUGGCCAAUGUUUCUCACGAGUUGAGAACGCCUUUGAAUGGUGUGAUCGGAAUGUCGGAACUUCUCAAAGCAUCACCUCUGAAUGGUGAGCAGACAGGGUACGCAGACUCAAUCCGUGUCUGUGCAGACACGCUGCUUUCGAUCAUCAAUGACCUGCUCGAUUAUUCCAAGCUUGAGGCUGGCAAGAUGAACGUAAUGGAAAUGCCAAUCUCUCUCAACGAAACCAUUGCUGAGGUUGUUCGCGCUCUUGCAUACACCAAUGCGGAGAGGGGCCUCAAGACCAUCGAACAAUUGGAGCUGAACCCCGAGAUGCUCGUCAUGGCCGAUCCCGUCCGACUCCAUCAGAUCCUCAUGAACCUUCUUUCGAAUAGUUACAAGUUUACGCCGCGGGGAUCCGUUACUGUCCGUGCUGUUGUGGACCGAGAAGGGGAUGACUGGGUGGAUGUUACAUGCAGUGUCAUCGACACUGGCAUUGGCAUUCCGGACGAACAGAAGCAGAAACUGUUCCUUCCCUUCUCGCAAAUAGAAUCCAGUUCCACCAGGAGCUACGGCGGUACGGGCCUCGGCCUCAGUAUCUGCAAAGCUCUUAUCGAGAACGUUAUGCAUGGAACAGUGCGCCUUGAGAGUCAGCCAGGCCAGGGCACGACAGUAACCUUCUCCCUUCGCUUCAAAAAGGUACCCAAAGCGCAGGCAGGGGCUCAACAGCAGAGGACACGAGAGCCAGACCCCAUGGCCAGGUUUUCAAGCCAAGAUAACAAUGGCCACGAGCAAUCAUCUGGCGUCACAUGCAUUGAUCUUUCCACCGUCGCCAGACGGGACUUGCGUGUUUGUAUCGCAGAAGACAACUUGAUCAACCAGCGCAUCGCCAUCAGCUUUGUGCAAAAGCUCGGCUUCAAGUGCGAUGCUUAUCUUGACGGUUUCAAGACCAUAGACGCGCUAGAGCGCGCUUCCGAGAAUGGCAGGCCGUUUCACCUAGUUCUUAUGGACGUGCAAAUGCCGAACUGCGAUGGUUACGAAGGUAUGUCUCGCAGUGCUCAAGAGGGCGAGUAG